AUGGCCAACUCACCACUGGCAAGGGCAACAGGUGGAUUCGUGCUGGCAAAUACCGAAGAGCUCCACGAAAAGAUCAUCCAGCUCCAAGAUCGAAUAUCUAGCUUAGAGAAUGCCCUUGCUACCCUUCAGGCAGCGCAUUCCUCUCAGCCUCAUCCUUUGUUAAGAGAGGAAUUACUCGAGUUGAAAGCGCCACUCGGCACUGAGCUUGCCCCCGCUCAAUCCAAACGUCGGCGCACCGAAGCCACCAAUGCAGUAGGUGAAGAACAAGGGCCUGAAGUGUUGGACGCGCUUGGUACACUCACCAUCGAAAGUGAGGGGCGAUCUGUCUUUUAUGGUGGAACGGCGGGAGCCGAGUUUUUGCUCAAGCCUUCCGAGUCUCUCGAUGUAAAGCCGUCUAUCAGCUCCUCAGUUGGUCGACCUGGGUUUACCGUGAACAUUGAACUACAGCACUUAUCCCAGUCGUUCCCUUUUACACCUAUCCGGGGGAGCGAAAAGGAGAUCAAACAACAGCUCAGGGCACUGCUUCCUGCUGCUGACAAGGCUUGGACGAUUUGCGAGUUCUACUUCAUGAACGCGACUUGGCUAUAUAACCCCAUUCCAAGAAGCCAGUUUAUUGAAACGAUCUUCAAUCGAAUGUAUCGGACGCCAACUAACGUCGACGCAUGCAGUGCUCAUCAAUAUUCAGUGAUGUUUGGUAUUCUUGCCGUUGGUGUCCAACUUAACACCGAUCUCCCCCCACUUGACUGUAGCUCUGAGAAUACCACGGUAUCAGCUAUCCAAUCAAUCUUGCUGAUGUGUUACUUCUGCCAAUUGACGGACAACAAAGACUCCCCAAUGCACCACUGGGCACUCAUAGGUCUUGGUAUGAAACUAGCAGUCGGCAUUGGGCUUCAUCGAGAUGGUAAACGAUGGGAUCUAGAUCCAGCUGAAGCCGAACUACGACGAGCACUUUGGUGGGAGUUGAGAACGUUUGAUGCUUGGGUAGCAAUUGGGCUUGGCAGACCGCCUAGUAUAGCCGCCAUACAUACUGAUACAGAGUGGCCAAAAGACCCAGAAGCUAAAAUGAAUCAGGAUGGAUUGAUUGAGCCAAGUUAUCAACGUGUUAAAUUUGUGUUUGCGAGGUUGCUGUUAGAGGUUUUAGACGGGGCGUUUAGCGCUACUGCGCCAUCAUAUGAAAAAGUUCUGAAACUACACAAGCGCCUUCGCGAGUUCGAGGGGCCACCUCACUUGCACGUCCCGGGUUUCUUCGGCAAUAAAUACAAGGAAACAUCACUUUACGUAGAUAACUCACUGCAGCUGGAGCGCCAUACGACAUUCUGUGUCCCAGAAACAAUUCUAAUGCAUCUGCAUCGGAGCUUCUUCGCGCGUGCAAUAAGCGAGUCUCCGGAUGACCCGCUCCAGAGUCGAUACGCUGAGUCGGUCAUCGCCAUCCACGAAGCUGUUUUGCGACAUCUGGCGGCAGUCAGGAGCCUUUUCAGCUUACUUCCCAACCUUGCUAUGAGAUUUUGGUUGUACUGGAGCCAUGCUUUCUCGGGUGCGACCAUCCUCGCUGCGUUGGUCAUCCGUUGCCCUGGGUCAUCUUUAUCCAUAUCUGCAUUGAAAGGGUUGGAUGAAGUGUCAGAUUUAUUUAGCCAAGCGCAAAACGCUUGUAGAGCUCGAAGGGCAUUGCCCACGAUCUUGAAAUUACGCCAAAGGGCUCAUUACGCGUUUAAGGAAUAUCAUUCGGGCCACCCGACAAUUAUAUCAUUAGACGGAAGCCCUCCCGGAAAUUCGGAUAGUGGGAGAGAGGAGAAUACUCUAUUGGGUGGCCGGACUCGGGUUAUUACUUACCAGGGACAAGCUAGCGAAUACAGAAGUGGGCAAUCUACAAGUUCGACACUCUCUCCUUACUCGGAUGAGUCGGGUAGUGUUGCUUCGGGAGUAGCAGUGGGAGAUUCGCUAAACGACCACCAUUCUCUUGAUCCAUACUUGAAUACUUAUGCUCAGGGGGUCAAUAUGCAGCCUGGUUCUCUUUCGACUCAUCAUCAUAUCGAUCCAACCAACUCCGGCUUUGAUCCGGGUUGUGAUGCGCCUCUCGUGGCACUCCAUCCUGGCAUGCUUGGGCCUCAAUCGCCGACUUCAUACUAUAGUUAUCCUCCAACAGGGAAUUAUCCGUAUCCUGGCCAGCAACAGCCAUUACCUUUUUCACAUGACCCAGAUAGACAGCCUCCAACUCCCAAUAACGUAGACUAUACCUGGCAAGCAUUGAUGGCCAGCAUUGGCGUGCAAGGUAGACAAGCUUAA
Rhizoctonia solani is the source of this 2283-nucleotide messenger RNA. RefSeq names its product Fungal specific transcription factor domain. The coding region runs from base 1 to 2283 and encodes 760 amino acids. The record is from RefSeq and is a predicted model, not a curated record. The transcript has 17 exons. Gene Ontology annotation, molecular function: DNA binding; zinc ion binding. NCBI's taxonomy places the organism in Eukaryota, Fungi, Basidiomycota, Agaricomycetes, Cantharellales, Ceratobasidiaceae. Gene Ontology annotation, biological process: DNA-templated transcription.